This is a messenger RNA of Rhodamnia argentea, 1493 nucleotides long. Its product is annotated as S-adenosylmethionine carrier 1, chloroplastic/mitochondrial-like. Gene Ontology annotation, molecular function: S-adenosyl-L-methionine transmembrane transporter activity. The coding region runs from base 82 to 1167 and encodes 361 amino acids. The record is from RefSeq and is a predicted model, not a curated record. NCBI's taxonomy places the organism in Eukaryota, Viridiplantae, Streptophyta, Magnoliopsida, Myrtales, Myrtaceae. Gene Ontology annotation, biological process: transmembrane transport. Gene Ontology annotation, cellular component: mitochondrial inner membrane. The transcript is spliced from 13 exons.
AGGUCGCAAUUCUGUGGCUUCCCCCCACCCGCUCUCGUCCGUAAGUUUUCUUGAACUUGAAUUUCGAUCUGUAGUCAGUGAAUGAUGGGUCCUUUAGUACUGGCAUUCGACACGAAGAGAGCUUCGCAAGCUCCUUUAGACAUGCUCAUGAUGAAACCUCAGAACUUGCAGCUGGAUGCAACAAAGUUCUUUGCUUCAGUUAGCACAGGAGAAGAAAAGCCCUUCGACUUUUUUCGUACUUUUUUUGAUGGAGUUAUUGCAGGAGGCACUGCUGGUGUUGUCGUUGAAACGGCCUUAUACCCCAUUGACACGAUAAAGACAAGGCUGCAGGCAGCUCGCGGUGGAGGAAAAAUUAAUUUUCAAGGCUUAUAUUCUGGGUUGGCUGGAAAUCUUGCUGGCGUAUUACCGGCUUCUGCUUUAUUUGUUGGUGUUUAUGAGCCUGCAAAACAAAAACUGCUAAGGAUGUUUCCUGAGAAUCUCAGUGCUCUUGCUCAUUUGACUGCCGGUGCCUUAGGAGGAGUGGCUGCUUCUCUUAUUCGUGUUCCGACAGAGGUUGUUAAGCAAAGAAUGCAGACAAGGCAGUUUUAUUCCGCCCCUGAUGCUGUCCGCCUUAUUGUCUCUAAAGAAGGUUUUAAAGGUCUUUAUGCGGGAUACGGAUCCUUUCUGUUGCGGGAUUUGCCAUUUGAUGCAAUCCAAUUCUGCAUCUAUGAGCAGCUUCGGCUUGGUUAUAAAGCGGCAUGGAAGCAUUUUUGCAAAGUCAUGUUGUCUUGUGUGCUUGCUUUAGCCGUUCUGGCCUAUCGAAAGAGAUUAACGAUUCUUUCAUUGUUUCCCAAACAGGCACGUAGAGAACUGAACGAUCCAGAGAAUGCUGCGAUUGGAGCUUUUGCAGGAGCACUGACUGGAGCAAUAACCACUCCACUCGAUGUAAUCAAGACACGGCUAAUGACUCAGGGACCAGCAAACCAGUACCGAGGGAUAUUUAAUUGUGUUCAAACUAUUGUGAGGGAGGAGGGUCCUUCAGCUCUUCUCAAGGGAAUCGAGCCAAGGGUCCUAUGGAUCGGCAUUGGUGGGUCAAUUUUCUUUGGUGUCCUAGAGAGCACUAAGCGGUUCCUUUCUCAAAGACAUCCUCCGCCACAUCCACAUCCCAAGAAAGAUCCAACUAGCUGAAAGGUUGGCACUCACAUUGAGGUCAAAAUCGUUCAUGUUGAGCAGUUCCGGUCGUUAUGCUUUGGUAUCCACACAAGGUUUGCCCAGAAAUCUGCAUCAACUAGCCUGUAGUGGAAGAUAGAGAAGUGUUGAGGGAAAGUUGCACUGCUUAAUGCCCUUAGGUCGCUUAUGCAGGUUUUGACAAUGAAUGCUUUAGCUUUACCAAGUAGUGAAUAGCAACAGGGAAAAAGGGAAACAGAACGUUUCUCGACUGAUGAGUAGCUUGUUUACGUUCAUUGUUCUCUCUUCCUAUGGGCAUUGGCCAAUCCAGUAUGAACUUUUACUAA